AUGUCCACACGUGAUAGCAUUGGGAGCAGUGAGUCUAGCGAUAGUGAUGUGUUAGGAACAGGGAAUAGAUUCCUCGAGGACCAGGUCAAUGCGGUCAAUCAGAAUGUGGCCGCCGCUGAUAGUCACGUGCGAAGUAUAGCCGACGUCGAGAACAUGGACUUCAUCGACGACGGACGGAAUAGUGGAAGGACAGGAAUGGAGACGGAUAGCAAUGCUGAUAGAGAUCGUUUCGGCCUCAGCUUGUCAGGACCGCUUACUGUAGACGUUAGGUCGAGCGCUGCGGAUAGUAUGUUAGUGCCAGGGCCACCGCCAGGACUGCCGGAUAGAAGCUUGGAGAUCGUGGCGACGCUGGAUAGUGUGGGGAGGUCGGGAGGGCUGGGCUAUGCCGGGAUAGCGGGCGCGUCAAGCACUCAGGGGAGGGACCCAGGCGAAGAAUUGCGGGAGUUGCUCGCAGUCCCGUCAAUCGCAGGUAGAGGGGAUGCAGUGAUGCAGCUCAGCAUGCUUGCAAGCAGUCCUGUAGUAUUCGAUCCAGUCAUGGGAGCUACAGAUUUAAGUGAGUAUAGGGCCGGAAGAGGUGGGAUAGAGGCAGGAAAUGCUAGGACUCCGACGCUUGCUAUCGAGGAUCUGGCUGGAUUAGGUGGAAGGAUGGAAGAGGGGCCGUUCGCCAACCCCUCCGAGACUGUGCUCCACGGGACGGAUCAAGAGACGACGGGAGAUACCAAGGGAACCACCGGAUCCAGGAUAGAAAUCGCAAUAGAGGAUAGAGUGGAUAGCCUUGCAGUGUCAUCAUCGUCAGAUCACGAUAGGACGAUCAGGAGAAAUGAUGAUGGGAUAGAUGCAAUGAUGAAUAGUGGUGAGCUUGGUGCUGAAGGCGAUCGCAUGAGAAGUGCGGAUAGCGGACACUGGAUGGGCAGAAGGAAUGGAGACGACAUCGUUCCCGGAGUGUAUUCGAAUAGUGCGGCCAUGAUUGGGAAUGUCGGUAUCGAUCCUACAGAUCUGGAGUUGAUAGCCAAGGGAUCUUCAGCGGUAGCACGGAACAUGAUCAGUGAGAGCGAUGAUAGAGCGCUGUCUGUGUUUUCGUCAACAGGGCUGUCGGAGGCAUCGCCAGGCGGGAAUGUUGAAGCGUUGAAAGAUGUGGGGAUGGGUCAAACUUCGACGAUCGGAAUAGAGUGGGGAUCCCAUGGGAUCCGGAGUGCUCUCGAAGAAACGGGGGUCAUCACAGAUGCAGACUUCGUGAAGUUCUUCACGGAUCAGGCACCGGGCAAGAUGGAUGAGGGAAUGCGUAAGCAACGAGCAGAGCAGGCCGUUAAAGAAAUGAACAAGAUGGCCGGGAGCAUCCCCGCAGCAAAGAAGUCGAAGUCGACCGAGGUCGGAGGACCGAUCCAUCAGGCGGGAAUGAUCACCCCGGAUCAGGACAGCGAGGGAUGGGGCAACCGAUCCCCGGCCCCACGAUCCCCUGGGAUAGGUGGGCAGUACGAACAGUUCGUGAUCAAUACUCCUCCUGAAGGACGAGGCAGGGACGAUGAGAUGAGGGCAACAUCAUCCCCGCCAAGGCGGGCAAAGACGAGAACUCCUGCCGAUCCGGACAAGUCGUCGUUGGGAGAGAUAGACGGCAGGAUAGAUGACUUGCAGACGGUGGUUGUGGAUACGCAGACCGACGUAGCCAAGCUUAAGGUGGCAAGUGAAUGUGCAAGUGCAAUUGCCAAUAGCUCAGCGGAGAAGGCGGACGUCAUGAGCAAGAGAUUAGUGGAAUGCGAGGAGGAGGUGAAGCACUGGAAAGGGUGGAUAGAAUCGCAGCAGAUAGAUACGAAGACAACACUGUCGCAAGAGUUGAAAGAGAUGAGUCGGGUCAUGGACGGGAGCAUCAGCGAAGAUAGGAUGGAUGACGCAAUGGCCUCGCCGCUGACCGAGGGAGCCAUGCAGCUCGCACGGAGAAUGAGACGGCAGGUUGAAAAUGUGAAGGUACUCAAGACCUCUGUUACAACAAGGUUGAAGGGAGUGGAGGAGCGAAUAUCCACGGUGGAGCACUCAGCGGACGUGGUCAAACAGAGUACCGGGUCGAAGAUUACUACGAUAGAGACAGGGUUGAACGAGAUGAGACGCGGCAUAGGUGCAGUUUUCUCGAGCAUGCACGUGCGACAUGAGAAUGGAACAUGGAAGAGCGAGAGACUGGAUAAGGUAGAGACAGUCUUAAAUAGACACUGGGACCAGAUCAAGUUGGCAGGUGAGGAACUAAAGAAGCUGAAGUCCAAGGGGAGCCAGAACGCCGGAGUAGAUAAGGCAUCGUCAUCCCAUUGCAACACCCAAGGAAAAGGUCCUGGAUGUGGGUGCAGAGAGCCAGGCGAGGGUCACGGCACAUGCAUAGAUGGAGCAAUACGCAGCGAAACCAAGAAGCUGAGUGAAGUGGUCCUGGCGCAGAAGGAACACAUAAUGACCGUCGCGAGAGAGGUGAUAAAGAACCGCAAAAGCGUGGCUGAGAUUGUGGCGAACAUGACAAAGGUUCACGAGAAUUGUGAGAAUGUUGCGGCGAGAACCGAUCGGAUAGAUGAGAGGAGAAACGGAGAUCAAGCCUGGGUGAAGGACACCGUGCGAAAAAUGGAAAAGACAAUGGAAUCGAUGUCGAGCCGAAUGAUAGAUGAACAGAAGAGAGUUAUGGGCGAGUUUAUUCUGGUUAAUGCUCGAAUUGAUGAGAGUGCACGGAACGAAGGGGUAGGUAAGACACGAGGAAACAGCGCGGAGAUAGGAAAGCCGCCGACUAUGUCACGCGGGCGAGAUAGUCACGGUGGAGGUGGGGGAGCUGAUGGAAGAGCCAGGAGUGACAACGCUCGAGGAAUAGAAGCUUCGAGGACGGAGACGGUGGGCCCCGUGGUAGAUCGGAGGGUCGAGAAUAGAUGCAGUGUGUUAGAACAGCAGGUAAUCAAGAUCACUAGUCAAUUGCAGGGAUUGACCACUGUGAAUGAGCGAAUCGUGAGGGAGAACGCUGGUCUGCUCAGCGAGAUAGAAAGCAUGAAAGGGGAGAACAAAGGCGUAACGGAGUCGGUAGCGCGGAUGAUCCGGGAUAGUAGAGAUGAGGUAUCUAAAGUGAGAGCAGAUCUGGAUCUCCGAAGUAGGGAAUUGCUAGAGCUCAAAGAGAAGAACGAGCAGCUGGAAGCAGCGGUACGGGAAUAUGAACGGAGACUGGAGCAGGUGAAGCGAAAUGAUAGCAUCAAGGCUGAGCUGGAUAGCAUGUGGAGCAGAAUAGGUGAGAUCGCCAAGCAGAGCUCCGAGUAUGCGAUGCCGGCGCCGGCGGCGGGAGGUGCUUCGAACGCUGGCAAGUGCCGGUGCUACGCCUGCGCCAAGAACCCGGUCGGCGGAGGGUAUAGCAAGUUCAAGGACACUAGGGGGAUGGAGAAAUGCAACGAGAUCUCGAUAGCGAAGGAGCCAUCAUCCGGAGAAGUGGGAUUGUGGCUGGGCGAUGUUGCACAUACCGCAAAGGCUGCGUAUCUGUAUGAUGGGGAGUAUGCAUACACACAGGUACUGAAGGUACGUGAAAGGAGCGAAGCAAUGAUAGACAUGGAGCUCAAGUACCCUGCGCUAGAGAACCAGCUAUUUAGCGGAUUGAAGAGAGCGAUAAAGUCAGAGUCAUUAUCAGCGAAGGUGAAGAUGGAGAUGUACAAGACCCAGAAAGUGGGAGAUGGAAAACCGAUGACGGCCAUGAGAUUACUUACGCUGAUAGUGAAGCAUGUUGAGAUCCCGAUGGCUAAGGAGAGUCAGGUACUGUACGAUGGUCUGAGCAGCACGAAGGUCAUGCAUUUCCCAGGGAAGCCCGAAGAGGAGGCAAUGGAGGAAUUCAUGACUAGAUGGGAUCUGGCACACACGAACCUUGUAGGGCUCAAAGGCAACACCUGGAGCGAGCAACAGCUGGGGUGGAUGUUGCAUUCGAAGGUGCAGAGAGUUCAGGUGCUGAAUCACGAUAUUGAGGCUUGGAGAUUGCUUCCGGACGAGGCCAAGACGCAUACCUGGUUGCGAAAGAGAAUCAAGGAUAGACUGGAGAUGUGGAGAGCGGACAAGAACAUAGACGAGGCCUCAAUGUGGGUGAGCCGACAGGCGUUCUCGAGUGGAUAUGCGGCGAUGCCGGCUCAGCAGGGAUCAUAUAGAGUGGGAAUGGAUACGGAAGAGGAAUAUCCGUUGGCAGAGGAAGGGACGGACUUUCUCAGGCCAGCGAGGAAAGUCAGGUGUAUGCGGCCAUGCCUGUGGUACGACAAGGAGACGAUGGAGGCAAAGGCAAGGCUACGAGGAAUAUCCCUAGCCGAAGAGGUCGUGCUGGACAUACUUGCCGGAGAGCAAGGCGAGGAAGGUAAGGAUGCUUCAAGACUGGCUGAUAGGAUAGUGGAGGAAUGCAGGAGAAUAGGUAUAGUCGACGAGAGAUUCCGCGUGGAUAGUCGAGAGGAUAGUCAACCGGCGGCGUCUGCACAGCAUUGUUUGCCAUCGGUAAUGAGACGAUGGAUGAUCGACUCGGGGUGUGCUAUGGAUCUGAUAGCAGAAGCAGACCUCACCCAGGAUGAAAAAGAUAUGGCUAUUGAGGCGAAGAAAGUGCGGUUCAACACCGCCAACGGCAACACCACGUCAAAGCAAGAAAUAUGCAUGGAUAUUCAAGGGAUGCCUGAGACGAUGAGGAUUAGAAUGCUCGAGAGUACUCCCGCUGUUCUAUCGAUGGGGAGGAGAUGUAUGAAAAUGGGAUAUUCGUUCCAUUGGCUGGCGGGCGCGAACCCCGUGUUCGUCAAGCCUGAUUCGAGCUUGAUAGUACUAAAAGUCAUCGGGGAUAUCCCAUACAUGGUGGAUAGAAUGUCAACGGUCGUUAGUGAAAGUGAGCGGAGUGACUAUCACAUCUAUCCUGCUAUGCCAGCGCCUCUUGCGAUUGAAUUGCCCGUGCGAGGAAAUUCCAGUCCGAGGAGGAUCGGAGAGAAACAGGAUGAAUGUAGUCCCAAAAGCGUGGACUCGGACACGGAUAGAGACAUCGAGGAGGAACCGAUAGGAAAGGCCGCCAACGACGACGGGAGGCUACUAGACAAGUGGAUGUUAACGGGUAAUAAGGCGGUGUGUUUCCACAACAAACCAAGAACGAAGGCUUGCGAUCCAUGGUUUGAAACACUGAGAUUCCCAGAGAUACAUGCACUUGUGCCGCGAUUCGCCGAGAGAUGUAGAUCCAAACGUGUGUACAAAGAUGGCAAAACCGUGGCGGAAUGGAUAGACUGGGUGGAUAAGUACAGUGAGGGAGAGAAUAGAGAAGCGGAGGAGGAAUUGUGGACCGGCAAAACCAUGUUCAAGAUAGAAGGACUAACCUAUGAAGGAGCGGACGCCGGGGAAGCGGCACAGAGCGAUAGCGUGAAGGUGAGAAAACACAUUUUGAAUAGAAUGGCUGCGGACGAAACCACGGGGCUAGACGACUUACUAAUGAUGUUAGACAAGAACAUUGGUACUGGUGGCGAGGCAGAAACGCUUGUCGAGAUAGCCAGAUGUUUGUGGCCGCUUGCUCCACAAGAGAUACUUGACGGCGGAAAGGAGUGUCGUGACGACGACAUCAUCAUACUGCGCGUGUGCAUGCUUGUGGUGAUAGGAAAGGACCCCGAAACAUAUUGGGAUGAGACGCCAGAUGGAGGACCAGGGACCGGAGCGACGAACGAUGGCGAUGAUAGAAGCAAGGGCGAGAUGAGCGAGUCACAAAACUGGUCGGAGUGGGCACCGGGAUUAGUGCGAGCCAUCAAGGAGACUAUGCGUAAGCACCACCGAAUUUCAUCAGUGGUCGAAAAGGGGAUAGACGAGAGGAAUAGGGAGACAACGACAGAACAAGACGAUGGUGACGGUCGACUGAGAACGACGUUCUACUGCGCCGCGUGUAAGGCCGAUUCAUCCGGGGUAUGCGGUUUUUGUGAAAGAGCUUUGAGUCCUGAGCAGAUUGAGGCGGGGCAAAGCGCACGCAAUAUGACGGAUGCGGAGUUUCAGCUCAUCCACGGAAUGAAGAAGAGUCCGGAUGACGACCUAAGGAUCGCGGAGCAAGUCGUCGCUGUACCCGGCGAGGAAGAAAGCGCCGAAAACGGAGGCGAAUUGGAUGAUGAUAUAGAUUUGCCAGGAAUAGCCGAUGAAGAACAGGCUAGAAGAGGAGUGGGAGAGCCUCAGAAGGAUGAUAGCGCCGGUGACAUGGGAGAAGUGGAACAAGCAAAGGCAGAAGACAGACCUGCGGAUCAGGUUCGAGUUGCGGAUAGAAUUGGCGAAGGGAUAGGGUCGAGCAAAACUGUGAGCAUCCGGAGAGCAAGAUACUCACCGGAGUAUGCAAAAUCGACGGAACAUUUGCUCACGCAUCUCCCAAAGAACAUGCACUGCGUUGCUUGUCGACAAGGCAAAGCAAUAAACGUCCCCUUCAACAGGGGCGAAGGCAUCACAGACAAGGGCGCCGAGAAGUUCGGGGAGAGGGUCACUGCUGACACGAUAGUUCUUCGCAGCAACAAAGACAAGGGAAUCCGCGGAGAAAACAAUGCAAUCGUGAUGUUCGACUUCAAGACACAGUGGGUACACUGCACGCCCGUAAAGUCCAGGGGAACGGAUGAGUUUGUGCGAGCUAUCAAUGAGUUCCGAGGCCCAGAUAUGGUAGUGCAUCUGUACGCAGACGGAGCCGGUGAAUUCUCAAAAGCCUGCGACGUCAUAGGAACUUGCAGGGCGACUUCUACACCCGGAUUACCCCGAACGAAUAGCAUAGCGGAGCUCAAGGUCAAAGAAGUAAUCUACGGUGGCAGAGUAUUGCUGAGACAAGCAGGACUAGAACCGAAGUGGUGGCCGUACGCUGUGCAGACGUUCUGCUUCCAUAGGAACGUACAACAAGUGGACGGGGUAAGCCCGUACGGGAAAAGACAUGGCAACGAGCAAGACAAAGUGAAACUGAUUCCUUUCGGGGCACUUGUUAACUACCUCCCCAUUGCCGAAAAGCCUAGAAAAGCUGGCAAAGAGGACGCGGCCCUGCUCGAACGGGGGGAUCCUGAAAAUGACGCUCUUGAGAUUCUCGGAGCUGAUGAAGAUGUUUCGAGCAUGGCCUUGCCCUCUGAAACGAAGGAAACUAAAGAACAACGCUUGCAAAGGGAGGAAGAGCUGAGAGAGAUCGAUAGACGUGCGCUCGACAUGGUCAUGACGCAGGACUUUGAUGUGCAGCAUGCAAAGGACAUCAUCCUGAAGUUCACUUCGAUAGAAAAAGGAAUAGCGAAGAAUUCGCGGAGCAUGGCCACCGGUAGAGGGUUCAUAGUCCUGGGGCUGUAUGCGUACGGAGGAAAGGUUGGCGUUACGAAUAGUGCCAAAGAAUAUCCGGGGAUAGCCAUGGUGUGCUGCGAGCUGAUAGCAAAAUGCUUCCCAGAAGCUACUUUUACAACGGUGAUUGUGUCUGUCGGAACCAGGAUGGGGCCUCACAAGGACAAGUUUAACGAGAGCCAGACAUACAACUUUGUUGUACCGGUAAGCGAGAGGGCGGGCGAAGCUAUGAUCUGGACAGAAGAGGAACAGUGUGCGAGUGAGGGUGGCAAGGCCGCCGGGAUAGAGAAAGAGGUGCUUCCGGGAAAAUGGAUAUGGGGAAGGACUCGGAAGGUGGAUAGUGGGCUAAAGUUCAAUCCAAGAGUUUGGCAUGCUACCGAAGAUGCCUUGGCGCCGGAGGAUAGAGUGAUAGCGGUGGGAUAUACCCUGGCAGCGGGUAAAAAGGCAUCUGUGGACGACAAGUGGAAGUUGAUGAGGCUGGGCUUCAGAUUGGAUGAGCACUUUGCGACGUUAGCGGAUGGCUUAUGCCAGGCAGCGUGUGCAGACGAUGGUGGGGAUGGGGAAGAAUAUGUAGAUCACGACGCCGAGGAAGAGCAAGCGUAUGCCAUGGCAUCCAAGGCGAAGUUCGACACUCCGACAUCACCCGGAUUGUUCCUAGGUUACGCGCUCCAACCAGGGGGUGUUCCGAGCGGAGACUAUAUAGUGGUUGAGCUGGCGCACCUGUAUCACGGAUGGACGGUACCGUCGAUACACCGCGUGAAGAGGAUAGUACUUGACGAGGAGAUGCCCAACUACUUCCCGACGCAAGCUGUGGCUGAUAGGAAGUCGAGAAUCAUGACAGCGACUCGAGCUGAUGCCCUGGCCAGAUUGGAACUGGAGAGAGAGGGGCAGCAAGGAGAGGAGACGGAGGAAAUCUUCGCAGAGGAGAGAAGGGUACGAGCCGAUGUGAUGAGACAAAUUAAGUGCGACGAUCAGCAUCUUCAAAACGGGGAUUUCUGGGAACAUGAUGAGAUAGACCAUUCGUGGACGCUUCAUCACAUCUUACCCCGAAAGGAGCUGUGUACCCCAGGCGAGGAGGUCAAAGGUACAGGUGGCCCCGGGGAUAGAGAGCUGGGUCCAAGGAGGCGAACGGGGAUAGUGUACGCCGAUGGUACAUCGGAGGUGCUGGAUGAGGAUAGAAUGAAGGGCAAGAAGAAGAUCACCAAGAAAUGGACGGGGUGCACUACGUUCUGGGAAAAGGGGGAGCCUGAGGGAGAGAUAGAUGAUGAAGCCAAGGAGCGGGCGCGGGGAGAGAAGGCGACGGGUAUACGGGGGGUGGGUUUAGACUACGAACAAGACAUGCCCAGAAUAGAGCGGCCGUACGCGAGAUCUCACAAACCCAACUCCAUUUCGUCAGCAGAGUGGAAUAGGAUGAGCCCGGGACAGCGACUACGUUAUAUCGAGGGAGACAAAGAGAGGAUCAUCAGAGGAGAGAGGCCCCCUUCGGCCGUUCGAGGGCAAGAGGAAAUAGGACCGCGUCCCGCAGAAAUUGGAGUUCGAGAAUGGAUGGAGAAAAUCACCGACCAUGGCCAGGAAUUCUCACCGCCGGAGUACCGAUGGGAUCCCCCACCGGGAAUGCCUGAGGGUGGCCGAGUAUGGGCAGUAAGAAACAAUCGCGCCACAUCCUACCGAUUCUAUGGCGGAAGGGACAAAAGACGGCUUGAGCUCUGGUGGAGGGUCACUCGGAGCGCUAAUACUGGAGAGGUCUUAGAAUCCAUUGAGUACGACUCUUGUAUACAGGCAGAGAUGAUGCGCAAUAGAGGGAGAUACCGAUUCGUUGUGCCCAGGGACAUCAUCACGGAGUUCUGGUACAUCCCCGACGGAGGAGAAGACCGACGAAUCAGGGAUAGAGGAGAAUCAGCAGAACCUGCUGCACCGGCGUCCAGGAUGGGGGAUACUGAGGAGGUUACGAAAACCAUCAACCAAUUGUGCAGCACAGCUGGAAUAGCGCGAACACCGUCCGACAACAUCAUUGGGGAAAUGAUGAGGGAGUUGGGCGAACAGCCUAAAGUGCAGAUCAUGGAGGUCGGAUUAGAAGAGAUCGGGGGUAACGGAGGUGAGAACGUAUCUUGGAUAUCGGGGGAAGGAUGCGUGAUAGGAGAGGGUGUGACGGAUGUGGUCAUUGCUAUCGAUGCGUCUAGCGACGGCAUGAGGACAGAGGUUGAUCGGAAGGCAUCCGGGUGGAGACGUGAGGAAGGCCUAGAUAGUACGCGAGAGGCUCGAGAAAGAGUAUUUGGCAAUGUAGAAAAGGUUAUCACAGACGCCAACAGCAGAGGAAUAGUGGCCACGAUCAUCUGGAUAGGCGGUAAAAGUCGAAUGGCUGACGAGACCAUUGUUCGAAUGGCGCUUGCCUGGGACAUGUGGAUAGUGCGGAGUGAUGGAUGCAUGCUGGGUAUGCAUGACGGGGUAGACGCCUCGUGUUACAUAGGAGUCGUCACACCAUGCAUGAUGAAUGCGAUCGCGGCGGACAUGUUAGCAUGCGAUCACAUGCCAAGGGAUCAUGACUUGAUGUCGCGCAUAGUGAGGACAUCGGACGCGAAAAUAGACGUACGGCGAGAGCAGGAGGGUAAAGCGAUACGCGAAAUGAUCAAGGUGUUAAAGGACGUGAUAGACAUCUGCGGCGAGGAAGAGGGUGAUUCGGUGUCGAUGGCAUGUGAAGAACACGGGGGAGGCUAUCUCGGAUAUAGCAGUGGUAUGGUGACACUGGACGUGGACUCCUUGGCACAGCUGGAAAAGGGAACGAUUAGAGGCGACGAGAACUAUGCUGCUGCGGCGGCCGAGGAUGGGGCACCAUACAUCAGUCGUGAGGAGAUCAGAUGGAAAAGAUGCAUAGUUAUGAACAAUCCUGGCCGAGAGGCAUUGAGGGAGAUCUUCGGACCACGAGCGAAACACACACAAGAUCUGCGCGUGAUCCUGGUUGACGGCGACGACAUAGGCAAGGUUAUGAUGACGAAGCAGAACAGUCGCCGCAUCAGACAUAGCACCGGAGGGGCCGCAGUAGCUUACCCUGGAGAAGAGCUUGAGGUGGGAGACCUGAACGGGGACGGAUGGAUGAUAGUGCUGACCGGGGAGAGGGAGAACCACGACGCAGAUCGGCGCCAUGACCAAGAUAGAGAGGAAAACCCCGGAUUCGACGACCAGAGCGAUGUGUUUGACUCGGAAGGAUGGACGUUGUCAGACCUAGAAGAGGAACGGGAACCGGUGGAUGAGGCGUUCUUCAGGGCCGGACACGCCGAAACCAUUAACCUCGAAACUAUGGAGAAGGGCGAAUGCAACAUAGUCAUGUGGGAGGCAGAGAGGAACGCACUAGUCCUCGAACUAAAGGACGACAUCCAUGUUCCACUGAUAGGAUACACCUGGGUUCGUACUGGGAUAGCGUAUCCGGAAGAUCCUGGCACCAGUGUAAGAGUGUCUGCGCUCGGGCAGCUUGUGGCAGAAACCAUGUGCGACGUCAUAGGAUACGAGGUAUCACCCGAGCGAGAGAUCCUGGUGGCUAUACAGAAUAGAAAUAGCUUUCCCAUCACGUUUGGAGGAGGAGGGGGGCCAAUCAUGAGAAUGGAAUUCGCUAAGGGAGUAUGUCUACGGCCGAGGAUGCGCGGGUGCAUGAUGCCUGAGAACGUGAAGGAAGUGAGACAUCGUAGGGCACAUCGGGAGAGCAAGAAAGCAAUCUGGGCAAGGGAGGCCCGUGCGAGGGAAAGAGACAGGGAUAGUGUGGAUCAUGGGCUGAGAGCAAGGAGGAGUAGAGAUGAGGAUAGGCGGCGAAUCGGCAUCAAGCAUGUCUCGAAUAGGACAUACAAGUGCCGAGAAUGUCGACGACUGUUGGAGGGAAAAGCCAAGGUACCUAGCUUGAUCCUCACGUCGAUGACGCUUUGCUUCGCAUGCUUCAUGAACAAGCAUACUACACCCGUCGAUAAUUUGAUCCGGCAGGGUUAUCAGACUGAAGACGAGGAGUAUGGAGAUGGAAUAGUCGCAGUCCCUGCUAUACAGGUGGAUGCAGAUCAAGAGGAUAGUUGGGAAGAGGUUGCGGAAAAUGAAGUGUGUGAUAGCAUCGACGAGACAGUGGGAGAGUGUGAGCCACUAAUGGCCACAAUCAUAGAGGACGAAGAGGAGGACAUCGAGGAAGUUUUCGGACUUGUCGCUAGACCCGUGACGAAGGCUGAGAGGGCGAUCAACCCCAAGGCUCGGGCAGCGCUUGAUAAAGAAUGGAAAAAGCUGAUGGAUCAAGUGGUCUGGAUAAUGGAGGAGGUGCGUUCGUGGAAGGACGUACAACGGGAGGCAAUGGAUAGAGGGGAAAUAGCUCAUGUAGGUCGAUGGGAGAAGCUGGCGAAGAGAAUCAAGCUCGAAGAGCCACGAAGUAUGGGCAGAUACUUGGGAUGCUUGCACACGGCUAGCGCGAUACCUUUUCGGUCGCCGUUUGAGCCGAGACACGAGUGGACGAAGAUCAUCGAGCCCAAGAAGGAACCGCCUAAUUUCGCGGGGAAGGCCGAGGCGAAGGAAGAUAGUCCAGAUGAGAUCAGGAUCCUUCGAUAUGAUGUUACCGAUUUCAUGAAGCAGUGUGUGGAUAGAUAUCAAGUGAACGAAAUUAUGGGGAUAGCCAAGUACGAGCUGCCGGAUGAGGGGCCGGGAGUGUUGAAAGAGCACGCCCCUGCGGUACUCAUGAAGAUCUUGUAUGGGGCCAGAGUCGGAAGGUAUGACCUACUGCGACCGGUACAGGUUCUGGCGUCGAGGCUGACGACCUGGACACAUCUCUGUGACAAGAGAAUGCAUAGACUGAUCUCAUACAUCAACGAGACGACCACAACGAGCCUCUACGGAUGGGUCGGGGAUAGGAUAGGAGACAUCCGUCUUGUGCUGUACGAUGGCCUGAGUAGCACGAAGGUGAUGAACUUCCCGGGGAAGCCCGAAGAGGAGGCACUGGAGGAGUUCAUGACUAGAUGGGAUCUGGCGCACACGAACCUUAUAGGGCUGAAAGGCAAUACCUGGAGCGAGCAACAGCUGGGAUGGAUGUUGCAUUCGAAAGUGCAGAGAGUUCAGGUGCUCAACCACGAUAUUGAGGCAUGGAGAUUGCUUCCGGACGAGGCCAAGACGCAUACCUGGCUGCGAAAGAGAAUCAAGGAUAGACUGGAGAUGUGGAGAGCGGACAAGAACAUAGACGAGGCCUCAAUGCGGGUGAGCCGACAGGCAUUCACGAGUGGGUACGCUGCGAUGCCGGCUCAGCAGGGAUCGUAUAGAGCGGAAGAGGUCCUCAAGAAGGUAUAUGCGGCCAUGCCUGUGGUACGACAAGGGGAUGAUAGCGCCGAAGGACACACAGCCGACAAGAUGGUACGAAAAUGCAAAAACGUACACAAGAAGGGGUAUGAACAUGAUGUGAAACGAUAUCCCGUGAUUGAAGAGGCAAAGGCAAGGCUGCGCGGGAUAUCUCUGGCCGAAGAGGUCGUGCUGGACAUACUAGCCGGGGAGCAAGGCGAGGAAGGUAAGGAUGCAUCAAGAUUGGCUGACAGGAUAGUGGAGGAAUGCAGGAGAAUAGGUAUAGUCGACGAGAGGUUCCGCGUGGAAAGUCGAGAGGAUAGUCAGCCGGCGGCAUCAGCACAGCAUUGCUUGCCACCGGUAAUGAGACGAUGGAUGAUAGACUCGGGAUGCGCUAUGGAUCUCAUAGCAGAAGCAGACCUCACCCAGGACGAAAAAGAUAUGGCCAUUGAGGCGAAGAAAGUGAGGUUCAACACCGCCAACGGCAACACCACGUCAAAGCAAGAGAUCUGCAUGGAUAUACAAGGGAUGCCUGAGACAAUGAGGAUUAGAAUGCUCGAGAGUACUCCCGCUGUUCUGUCGAUGGGGAGGAGAUGUAUGAAAAUGGGAUAUUCAUUUCAUUGGCUGGCGGGUGCUAACCCCGUGUUCGUCAAACCGGAUUCGAGCUUGAUAGUACUAAAAGUCAUCGGGGAUAUCCCAUACAUGGUGGAUAGAAUGUCAACGGUCGUUAGUGAAAGUGAGCGGAGUGACUAUCACAUCUAUCCUGCUAUGCCAGCGCCUCUUGCGAUUGAAUUGCCCAUGCGAGGAAAUUCCAGUCCGAGGAGGAUCGGAGAGAAACAGGAUGAAUGUAGUCCCAAAAGCGUGGACUCGGACACGGAUAGAGACAUCGAGGAGGAACCGAUAGGAAAGGCCGCCAACGACGACGAGAGGCUACUAGACAAAUGGAUGUUAACGGGUAAUAAGGCGGUGUGUUUCCACAACAAACCAAGAACGAAGGCUUGCGAUCCAUGGUUUGAAACACUGAGAUUCCCAGAGAUACAUGCACUUGUGCCGCGAUUCGCCGAGAGAUGUAGAUCCAAACGUGUGUACAAAGAUGGCCAAACCGUGGCGGAAUGGAUAGACUGGGUGGAUAAGUACAGUGAGGGAGAGAAUAGAGAAGCGGAGGAGGAAUUGUGGACCGGCAAAACCAUGUUCAAGAUAGAAGGACUAACUUAUGAAGGAGCGGAUGCCGGGGAAGCGGCACAGAGCGAUAGCGUGAAGGUGAGAAAGCACAUUUUGGACAGGAUAGCCACGGAUGAAACCACGGAUGAAACCACGGGGUUAAAUCACCUGCUGAUGAUGCUGGACAAGACCAUUGGUACCAGCGGCGAGGCCGAAACGCUAGUCCGGAUAGCCAAGUCGAGGAAUGGACCGGAGAGGUGGGGAUACUCAUUUAUCAGUUGGGCACAGAAGCAGGAAUGCCGUGACGACGAUAUCAUCAUACUGCGCGUGUGCAUGCUUGUGGUGAUAGGAAAGGACCCCGAGACGAAUUGGGAUGAUACGCCAGAAGGGGGAUACGCAUCAUUGUGGGCGACAGAAGAAUGGGAUAGGACAGGGACCGGAGAGACGAACGAUGCGAGUGAUAGAAGCAAGGGCGAGAUGAGCGAGUCACAAAACUGGUCGGAGUGGGCACCGGGAUUAGUGCGAGCCAUCAAGGAGACUAUGCGUAAGCACCACCGAAUUUCAUCAGUGGUCGAAAAGGGGAUAGACGAGAGGAAUAGGGAGACAACGGCAGAACAAGACGAUGGUGACGGUCGACUGAGAACGACGUUCUACUGCGCCGCGUGUAAGGCCGAUUCAUCCGGGGUAUGCGGUUUUUGUGAAAGAGCUUUGAGUCCUGAGCAGAUUGAGGCGGGGCAAAGCGCACGCAAUAUGACGGAUGCGGAGUUUCAGCUCAUCCACGGAAUGAAGAAGAGUCCGGAUGACGACCUAAGGAUCGCGGAGCAAGUCGUCGCUGUACCCGGCGAGGAAGAAAGCGCCGAAAACGGAGGCGAAUUGGAUGAUGAUAUAGAUUUGCCAGGAAUAGCCGAUGAAGAACAGGCUAGAAGAGGAGUGGGAGAGCCUCAGAAGGAUGAUAGCGCCGGUGACGUGGGAGAAGUGGAACAAGCAAAGGCAGAAGACGGACCUGCGGAUCAGGUUCGAGUUGCGGAUAGAAUUGGCGAAGGGAUAGGGUCGAGCAAAACUGUGAGCAUCCGGAGAGCAAGAUACUCACCGGAGUAUGCAAGAUCGACGGAACAUUUGCUCACGCAUCUCCCAAAGAACAUGCACUGCGUUGCUUGUCGACAAGGCAAAGCAAUAAACGUCCCCUUCAACAGGGGCGAAGGCAUCACAGACAAGGGCGCCGAGAAGUUCGGGGAGAGGGUCACUGCUGACACGAUAGUUCUUCGCAGCAACAAAGACAAGGGAAUCCGCGGAGAAAACAAUGCAAUCGUGAUGUUCGACUUCAAGACACAGUGGGUACACUGCACGCCCGUAAAGUCCAGGGGAACGGAUGAGUUUGUGCGAGCUAUCAAUGAGUUCCGAGGCCCAGAUAUGGUAGUGCAUCUGUACGCAGACGGAGCCGGUGAAUUCUCAAAAGCCUGCGACGUCAUAGGAACUUGCAGGGCGACUUCUACACCCGGAUUACCCCGAACGAAUAGCAUAGCGGAGCUCAAGGUCAAAGAAGUAAUCUACGGUGGCAGAGUAUUGCUGAGACAAGCAGGACUAGAACCGAAGUGGUGGCCGUACGCUGUGCAGACGUUCUGCUUCCAUAGGAACGUACAACAAGUGGACGGGGUAAGCCCGUACGGGAAAAGACAUGGCAACGAGCAAGACAAAGUGAAACUGAUUCCUUUCGGGGCACUUGUUAACUACCUCCCCAUUGCCGAAAAGCCUAGAAAAGCUGGCAAAGAGGACGCGGCCCUGCUCGAACGGGGGGAUCCUGAAAAUGACGCUCUUGAGAUUCUCGGAGCUGAUGAAGAUGUUUCGAGCAUGGCCUUGCCCUCUGAAACGAAGGAAACUAAAGAACAACGCUCGCAAAGGGAGGAAGAGCUGAGAGAGAUCGAUAGACGUGCGCUCGACAUGGUCAUGACGCAGGACUUUGAUGUGCAGCAUGCAAAGGACAUCAUCCUGAAGUUCACUUCGAUAGAAAAAGGAAUAGCGAAGAAUUCGCGGAGCAUGGCCACCGGUAGAGGGUUCAUAGUCCUGGGGCUGUAUGCGUACGGAGGAAAGAUUGGCGUUACGAAAAGUGCCAAAGAAUAUCCGGGGAUAGCCAUGGUGUGCUGCGAGCUGAUAGCAAAAUGCUUCCCAGAAGCUACUUUUACAACGGUGAUUGUGUCUGUCGGAACCAGGAUGGGGCCUCACAAGGACAAGUUUAACGAGAGCCAGACAUACAACUUUGUUGUACCGGUAAGCGAGAGGGCGGGCGAAGCUAUGAUCUGGACAGAAGAGGAACAGUGUGCGAGUGGGGGUGGCAAGGCCGCCGGGAUAGAGAAAGAGGUGCUUCCGGGAAAAUGGAUAUGGGGAAGGACUCGGAAGGUGGAUAGUGGGCUAAAGUUCAAUCCAAGAGUUUGGCAUGCUACCGAAGAUGCCUUGGCGCCGGAGGAUAGAGUGAUAGCGGUGGGAUAUACCCUGGCAGCGGGUAAAAAGGCAUCUGUGGACGACAAGUGGAAGUUGAUGAGGCUGGGCUUCAGAUUGGAUGAGCACUUUGCGACAUUAGCGGAUGGCUUAUGCCAGGCAGCGUGUGCAGACGAUGGUGGGGAAGGGGAAGAAUAUGUAGAUCACGACGCCGAGGAAGAGCAAGCGUAUGCCAUGGCAUCCAAGGCGAAGUUCGACACUCCGGCGUCACCCGGAUUGUUCCUAGGUUACGCGCUCCAACCAGGGGGUGUUCCGAGCGGAGACUAUAUAGUGGUUGAGCUGGCGCACCUGUAUCACGGAUGGACGGUACCGUCGAUACACCGCGUGAAGAGGAUAGUACUUGACGAGGAGAUGCCCAACUACUUCCCGAUGCAAGCUGUGGCUGAUAGGAAGUCGAGAAUCAUGACAGCGACUCGAGCUGAUGCCCUGGCCAGAUUGGAACUGGAGAGAGAGGGGCAGCAAGGAGAGGAGACGGAGGAAAUCUUCGCAGAGGAGAGAAGGGUACGAGCCGAUGUGAUGAGACAAAUUAAGUGCGACGAUCAGCGUCUUCAAAACGGGGAUUUCUGGGAACAUGAUGAGAUAGACCAUUCGUGGACGCUUCAUCACAUCUUACCCCGAAAGGAGCUGUGUACCCCAGGCGAGGAGGUCAAAGGUACAGGUGGCCCCGGGGAUAGAGAGCUGGGUCCAAGGAGGCGAACGUGGAUAGUGUACGCCGAUGGUACAUCGGAGGUGCUGGAUGAGGAUAGAAUGAAGGGCAAGAAGAAGAUCACCAAGAAAUGGACGGGGUGCACUACGUUCUGGGAAAAGGGGGAGCCUGAGGGAGAGAUAGAUGAUGAAGCCAAGGAGCGGGCGCGGGGAGAGAAGGCGACGGGUAUACGGGGGGUGGGUUUAGACUACGAACAAGACAUGCCCAGAAUAGAGCGGCCGUACGCGAGAUCUCACAAACCCAACUCCAUUUCGUCAGCAGAGUGGAAUAGGAUGAGCCCGGGACAGCGACUACGUUAUAUCGAGGGAGACAAAGAGAGGAUCAUCAGAGGAGAGAGGCCCCCUUCGGCCGUUCGAGGGCAAGAGGAAAUAGGACCGCGUCCCGCAGAAAUUGGAGUUCGAGAAUGGAUGGAGAAAAUCACCGACCAUGGCCAGGAAUUCUCACCGCCGGAGUACCGAUGGGAUCCCCCACCGGGAAUGCCUGAGGGUGGCCGAGUAUGGGCAGUAAGAAACAAUCGCGCCACAUCCUACCGAUUCUAUGGCGGAAGGGACAAAAGACGGCUUGAGCUCUGGUGGAGGGUCACUCGGAGCGCUAAUACUGGAGAGGUCUUAGAAUCCAUUGAGUACGACUCUUGUAUACAGGCAGAGAUGAUGCGCAAUAGAGGGAGAUACCGAUUCGUUGUGCCCAGGGACAUCAUCACGGAGUUCUGGUACAUCCCCGACGGAGGAGAAGACCGACGAAUCAGGGAUAGAGGAGAAUCAGCAGAACCUGCUGCACCGGCGUCCAGGAUGGGGGAUACUGAGGAGGUUACGAAAACCAUCAACCAAUUGUGCAGCACAGCUGGAAUAGCGCGAACACCGUCCGACAACAUCAUUGGGGAAAUGAUGAGGGAGUUGGGCGAACAGCCUAAAGUGCAGAUCAUGGAGGUCGGAUUAGAAGAGAUCGGGGGUAACGGAGGUGAGAACGUAUCUUGGAUAUCGGGGGAAGGAUGCGUGAUAGGAGAGGGUGUGACGGAUGUGGUCAUUGCUAUCGAUGCGUCUAGCGACGGCAUGAGGACAGAGGUUGAUCGGAAGGCAUCCGGGUGGAGACGUGAGGAAGGCCUAGAUAGUACGCGAGAGGCUCGAGAAAGAGUAUUUGGCAAUGUAGAAAAGGUUAUCACAGACGCCAACAGCAGAGGAAUAGUGGCCACGAUCAUCUGGAUAGGCGGUAAAAGUCGAAUGGCUGACGAGACCAUUGUUCGAAUGGCGCUUGCCUGGGACAUGUGGAUAGUGCGGAGUGAUGGAUGCAUGCUGGGUAUGCAUGACGGGGUAGACGCCUCGUGUUACAUAGGAGUCGUCACACCAUGCAUGAUGAAUGCGAUCGCGGCGGACAUGUUAGCAUGCGAUCACAUGCCAAGGGAUCAUGACUUGAUGUCGCGCAUAGUGAGGACAUCGGACGCGAAAAUAGACGUACGGCGAGAGCAGGAGGGUAAAGCGAUACGCGAAAUGAUCAAGGUGUUAAAGGACGUGAUAGACAUCUGCGGCGAGGAAGAGGGUGAUUCGGUGUCGAUGGCAUGUGAAGAACACGGGGGAGGCUAUCUCGGAUAUAGCAGUGGUAUGGUGACACUGGACGUGGACUCCUUGGCACAGCUGGAAAAGGGAACGAUUAGAGGCGACGAGAACUAUGCUGCUGCGGCGGCCGAGGAUGGGGCACCAUACAUCAGUCGUGAGGAGAUCAGAUGGAAAAGAUGCAUAGUUAUGAACAAUCCUGGCCGAGAGGCAUUGAGGGAGAUCUUCGGACCACGAGCGAAACACACACAAGAUCUGCGCGUGAUCCUGGUUGACGGCGACGACAUAGGCAAGGUUAUGAUGACGAAGCAGAACAGUCGCCGCAUCAGACAUAGCACCGGAGGGGCCGCAGUAGCUUACCCUGGAGAAGAGCUUGAGGUGGGAGACCUGAACGGGGACGGAUGGAUGAUAGUGCUGACCGGGGAGAGGGAGAACCACGACGCAGAUCGGCGCCAUGACCAAGAUAGAGAGGAAAACCCCGGAUUCGACGACCAGAGCGAUGUGUUUGACUCGGAAGGAUGGACGUUGUCAGACCUAGAAGAGGAACGGGAACCGGUGGAUGAGGCGUUCUUCAGGGCCGGACACGCCGAAACCAUUAACCUCGAAACUAUGGAGAAGGGCGAAUGCAACAUAGUCAUGUGGGAGGCAGAGAGGAACGCACUAGUCCUCGAACUAAAGGACGACAUCCAUGUUCCACUGAUAGGAUACACCUGGGUUCGUACUGGGAUAGCGUAUCCGGAAGAUCCUGGCACCAGUGUAAGAGUGUCUGCGCUCGGGCAGCUUGUGGCAGAAACCAUGUGCGACGUCAUAGGAUACGAGGUACCUAGCUUGAUCCUCACGUCGAUGACGCUUUGCUUCGCAUGCUUCAUGAACAAGCAUACUACACCCGUUGAUAAUUUGAUCCGGCAGGGUUAUCAGACUGAAGACGAGGAGUAUGGAGAUGGAAUAGUCGCAGUCCCUGCUAUACAGGUGGAUGCAGAUCAAGAGGAUAGUUGGGAAGAGGUUGCGGAAAAUGAAGUGUGUGAUAGCAUCGACGAGACAGUGGGAGAGUGUGAGCCACUGAUGGCCACAAUCAUAGAGGACGAAGAGGAGGACAUCGAGGAAGUUUUCGGACUUGUCGCUAGACCCGUGACGAAGGCUGAGAGGGCGAUCAACCCCAAGGCUCGGGCAGCGCUUGAUAAAGAAUGGAAAAAGCUGAUGGAUCAAGUGGUCUGGAUAAUGGAGGAGGUGCGUUCGUGGAAGGACGUUCAACGGGAGGCAAUGGAUAGAGGGGAAAUAGCUCAUGUAGGAUGGGAGAAGCUGGCGAAGAGAAUCAAGCUCGAAGAGCCACGAAGUAUGGGCAGAUACUUGGGAUGCUUGCACACGGCUAGCGCGAUACCUUUUCGGUCGCCGUUUGAGCCGAGACACGAGUGGACGAAGAUCAUCGAGCCCAAGAAGGAACCGCCUAAUUUCGUGGGGAAGGCCGAGGCGAAGGAAGAUAGUCCAGAUGAGAUCAGGAUCCUUCGAUAUGAUGUUACCGAUUUCAUGAAGCAGUGUGUGGAUAGAUAUCAAGAGUUGUGCUCGACGGCAUAUCCUAAGCCACUGGAUAAAGCUAAGACCCCAUAUCUCGACGAGAGCCGCCCAGAGUUCGACGAGAACCCAGUAGACGACAAGGUGAACGAAAUUAUGGGGAUAGCCAAGUACGAGCUGCCGGAUGAGGGGCCGGGAGUGUUGAAAGAGCACGCCCCUGCGGUACUCAUGAAGAUCUUGUAUGGGGCCAGAGUCGGAAGGUAUGACCUACUGCGACCAGUACAGGUUCUGGCGUCGAGGCUGACGACCUGGACACAUCUCUGUGACAAGAGAAUGCAUAGACUGAUCUCAUACAUCAACGAGACGACCACAACGAGCCUCUACGGAUGGGUCGGGGAUAGGAUAGGAGACAUCCGUCUUGUACUAUACUGCGACGCCGAUCUUGCCAGCGACAAGAACGACCAUAGAGCGAGAACAGGCUAG
Symbiodinium natans is the source of this 20457-nucleotide messenger RNA. The record is from the annotation of a GenBank genome assembly. Lineage: Eukaryota; Dinophyceae; Suessiales; Symbiodiniaceae.